Messenger RNA from Hibiscus syriacus, 1378 nucleotides. RefSeq names its product phosphatidylglycerophosphate phosphatase PTPMT1-like. The record is from RefSeq and is a predicted model, not a curated record. Gene Ontology annotation, molecular function: phosphatidylinositol-4,5-bisphosphate 5-phosphatase activity; protein tyrosine/serine/threonine phosphatase activity. Bases 237 to 1229 code for a protein of 330 amino acids. The transcript has 6 exons. Lineage: Eukaryota; Viridiplantae; Streptophyta; Magnoliopsida; Malvales; Malvaceae. Gene Ontology annotation, biological process: protein dephosphorylation.
UUCCCAUAGUUGGAAAUUGCUUUAAGAUCUCAAUUUCUUUUGUUUGAUUAAAGUUUUCAUCUGUUUGAGUCGAUGGUCGUUUUCGUUUUUUUUUUCUCUUCUUAUUUCCAUGUUAUUCUCUUUGUAGAUUCCAGUUAGUAAUUUAGAUCAAAGAAUACUUUAUCUUCUUGUUAGUUUGAGUGUUUUUUGUUUGAUUUUAGGGUUCAACGGUAAUUCUCUCUAUUUUUUUUAAAUGUAUGUAUCUUUGUGAAUCAAUCGAGAGGAAAAAGAAAGAAAAGAAAAAUAUGCAUAUUGAAGAAUUGAAGGAAGGGGGGCAGCAGGAUCAAGAUCAGAGUCAGUUGUGUGGAGAUAGCCUGGUUGUUUGGGAUGCAAAGCGGGUUUUUGUGGGAGCUGGAGCUCGGGCUCUUUUUUAUCCAACGUUGUUGUACAAUCUUGUCAGGAACAAGAUCCAGUCUGAAUUUAGGUGGUGGGAUAGAGUUGAUGAGUUUAUUUUGUUAGGUGCUGUGCCUUUCCCUGCCGAUGUUCCGCUGUUGAAGGAUCUUGGUGUCUCUGGAGUUGUGACCUUAAAUGAACCAUAUGAAACUCUGGUCCCAACAUCGCUAUAUCAUGCUCACGACAUCGAUCAUUUGGUGAUUCCUACAAGAGACUAUCUUUUUGCUCCAUCAUUUGUCGAUAUUUGCCAAGCUGUAUGUUUCAUACAUGAGAAUUCAUCUGUUGGAAAGACCACUUAUGUUCACUGCAAGGCUGGUCGAGGGCGCAGCACAACCAUUGUCCUCUGCUACCUGGUGGAACACAGGCAUAUGACACCUGAUGCAGCUUAUGAAUAUGUGAGAUCUAUCAGACCCAGGGUACUUCUGGCUCCUGCACAGCAGCAGGCUGUUCAAGAGUACUAUCUCCACAAGGUGAAAAAUAAUGGAAUGCCUGUAAGCUCUUGCUGCAUGAUAGUAAAGAAAACCCUAACUGUACCUGCAAAAGAGGAUACAGCCGUCUUCGAUGAUGACUCUGUAGUUGUUGUAACAGAGUCAGACCUCGAUGGAUAUGAUACUAGCUUUGAGACAGAUGUGUUGAGUGAAGAGAUGUUGGGUGAGGGAACCCUGUCUGUCAGGUUGCAGGUUGCUAGUCAUUCGGCUAUGGCCAAACUUUCAUGCCUAUGGCUUCGUUGCCGUGCGGAUGAAAAGUCUUCUAGGAAGCUAUUGAGCAGUCUUGGUAUCGACAUUCGGGUUUAUUGAGUUUUCGGUGUAAUCAAGUCAAGCUGUUAAUUUGAGUCUUUUUUUGUGUAAACUUUUCAAUUUUGUUUUUACAAAGUGCCUUGUGUUCAUUUCGUUUUCGGUUCGGUUAUUCCAGAGAAUGGGGUAUUUAAUAUUUGAUUCCGGUUUGA